AUGUUUAACAAAGUCAUAGAAUCUCUUAAACCAAUUGAAAACGACAUAAAAAAUCCCGGUGUUCUUGUAGACCUUUUCGCCUCAAAAUUACCAGUUACAACUAAUCUAAUAGCAACACAAGCUAUAGAGCAAUUUAUUUUAUGUUUUCCCAAGCAAUAUAGACAACACCUGAGGGAAACAAGAAUAGGAAAAUUUCAAUUGGUGUAUCCUACAACAUACAACUAUUACGAAGAAGCAAAUGAAUAUGGAGAACUCUCGUUCCAUUUCACACUUUCAGUUCCUGAGGGAGAAGAAAAAGCAAUAUAUCAUGUACAAUCUCUUGCAGGAUGUGAAGGAAAACCUCACAUAAUAACUACUGUUGCAAUUGACAAACCUGCAAGAGUCGAAGACGAUGUUUUGUUCGCGUCCAUUGCUGGUUUUGGCAUGGGAGAACCAAUUCCAAUUUCCCAUUUCACAGAAUACUCAGCACAACAUUUUCAAAAUGUAGAAUUCGUGUUCUACGACCAUCAAAAGUUCCUGCUAACAAAACCAAAGAAACAAUUUGUCUCAAUAUUUGUUGCUGGUCAUGUGGCUGACAAAGAGCCAUCAGAUACUGACUAUGAAGAAGAGGAGGAGGAAGAAGAAAACGAUAGCGAUGUCGUUCUUAUCGAAUAA
This is a messenger RNA of Trichomonas vaginalis G3, 654 nucleotides long. RefSeq names its product attachment subunit-related family. Lineage: Eukaryota; Parabasalia; Trichomonadida; Trichomonadidae. The record is from RefSeq and is a predicted model, not a curated record. The transcript has a single exon. The coding region runs from base 1 to 654 and encodes 217 amino acids.